AUGGCGAUGAACAAGAUCCGCGGCGCCUUUGCGGUGCCCCGGAAAGGAGAGACAUUCGAAUUGCGAGCUGGCCUUGUUUCCCAGUAUGCGUAUGAACGGAAGGAAUCCAUCCAAAAGACGAUCAUGGCCAUGACACUGGGAAAGGAUGUUUCGGCCCUGUUCCCAGAUGUGCUCAAGAAUAUUGCUACGGCCGAUCUUGAACAGAAGAAAUUGGUCUACCUUUAUCUCAUGAAUUACGCCAAAUCGCACCCGGACCUAUGUAUUCUUGCUGUGAACACCUUCGUCCAAGACUCCGAAGACCCCAAUCCAUUGAUUCGUGCGUUGGCAAUCCGGACAAUGGGUUGUAUUCGGGUGGAUAAGAUGGUUGAUUACAUGGAAGAACCGCUGCGCAAGACCCUUCGAGACGAGUCACCCUAUGUUCGCAAAACCGCUGCAAUCUGUGUGGCCAAACUUUUCGAUCUGAACCCAGCAAUGGCUCUUGAGAACGGAUUCCUGGAAAUGCUUCAGGAGAUGAUUGGAGACCCCAACCCGAUGGUUGUCGCCAAUUCGGUGACCGCGCUUCAAGAGAUUCAUCACACGGCACCCGAGACACAGGCUCUGCAAAUUACAGCUAACACUCUACGGAAGAUGCUGAUGGCUUUGAACGAGUGCACGGAAUGGGGCCGUGUUACUAUUCUCUCAACUUUGGCUGAAUACAAGACCUCUGAUGUUAAGGAGUCAGAGCACAUCUGCGAACGAGUGGCUCCUCAAUUCCAGCAUGUUAACUCCGGUGUGGUUCUUGCAGCAGUUAAGGCUGUGUUCUUACAUAUGAGGAACGUUAGCCCUGAAUUGUCAAAGACCUACCUCAAGAAAAUGGCCCCACCAUUGGUCACAUUGGUUUCUUCGGCCCCUGAGGUGCAAUAUGUCGCAUUGCGAAAUAUCGACCUUAUCUUGCAGAAAGAGCCUGAUAUUCUCAACAAGGAACUCCGUGUUUUCUUCUGCAAAUACAAUGACCCGCCAUAUGUUAAGUUCCAGAAACUUGAGAUUAUGGUGCGCAUAGCGAACGACCGUAAUGUGGACCAACUCCUUGCUGAGUUGAAGGAAUAUGCCCUUGAAGUCGAUAUGGACUUCGUCCGCCGAGCUGUCAGAGCGAUUGGCCAAGUUGCCAUCAAGAUCGAGAGCGCCAGCGAGCGGUGCGUCAACACAUUGCUGGACCUCAUCAACACCAAGGUAAAUUACGUCGUUCAAGAAGCGAUCGUAGUCAUCAAGGAUAUUUUCCGGAAAUACCCUGGUUAUGAAGGUAUCAUUCCGACUCUUUGCCAGUGCAUCGAUGAGUUGGACGAGCCCAACGCUAGAGCAGCACUCAUCUGGAUUGUUGGAGAGUAUGCCGAGAAGAUUAGCAAUGCGGGUGAUAUCUUGGGUGGCUUUGUGGAUGGUUUCAACGAAGAAUUCUCUUCGACCCAACUGCAAAUCCUGACAUCUGUCGUCAAACUUUUCCUUAAGCGGCCUGAGAAGGCACAGGGCCUUGUGCAGCGUGUUCUCCAAGCUGCCACAUCUGAGAACGACAACCCAGAUGUCCGCGAUCGAGCAUACAUCUACUGGCGUCUUUUGUCCAACACCAGCGAUUCAAAUGCGACCAAGAACAUCGUGCUCUCGGAGAAGCCCCCCAUCGUUACCACCAUUCACUCACUCCCGCCGGCGCUCCUCGAACAACUUCUCUCCGAACUCUCUACUCUAUCUUCCGUCUACCACAAGCCUCCCGAGCAGUUUGUUGGCCACGGCCGAUUCGGCGCUGACGCCGUCAUGCGCGCUGCUAUCGAGUAUGUAUUCAAAUUCUUGUUUCCAUUGAACGUAUCGUUAAUCAAUCUACAGGGAACAAAUCCAAAACGCACGCGAGAACCCAUUGGCUGCGGCGGCUGCCGCUGCCGCUGGCGGCACCGCCCCCCUGCGCAGGCGCAAAACAACGUCGAGAACCUGCUGGACAUCGAUUUCGACGGCGGAGCCCCUGCCUCGGCACAAACCGAGCCUUCCAGCGGCAUGUCCGGUCUGGAGGGUCUGGCUGGCACCCCCGUACGGGUAGCGUCACCUGUCACGGGUGCCCCAACAAACCAAUCCAGCAACAACCUGGAUGACCUAUUGGGCGUUUUCGGGGACUCUAGUGCUGCUCAGCCCUCUUCCAGCGGCCCCAGUGGCGGCGGUGGCACUGCAGACCUCAUGAACGGAUUCUCCGGUCUUGACCUCUCCGGCAACGCGGAUUCUUCUCAAAACAACCAGUCUAAGAAAUCCAACGACGAUAUCCUGUCGCUCUUCUAG
This is a messenger RNA of Penicillium paradoxum, 2292 nucleotides long. RefSeq names its product putative AP-1 adaptor complex subunit beta. NCBI's taxonomy places the organism in Eukaryota, Fungi, Ascomycota, Eurotiomycetes, Eurotiales, Aspergillaceae. The record is from RefSeq and is a predicted model, not a curated record. The coding region runs from base 1 to 2292 and encodes 763 amino acids. The transcript is spliced from 6 exons. Gene Ontology annotation, biological process: vesicle-mediated transport; intracellular protein transport. Gene Ontology annotation, cellular component: membrane coat. Gene Ontology annotation, molecular function: clathrin binding.